AUGCCACCCCGCAAUUCUGCCCCUUCUAGUUCUGAGCCUAAUCCUGAAAACCUUGAGGGUGUUUUUAAUGCUAUUAGAAGACUUGCUGAGGUGGUGGAAAAACAUGUUAGUACUAGCGGAACAGCUAAGCCCAAAGAUGCUGAGAAUGAAGGAUGUACCAUUGUGCAAUUUAGGAAAAUGGGUCCUCCUUCAUUUUUGGGAAACCCUGAUCCUACAGAAGCAGAGACUUGGAUAAUGCAAAUGGAGAAAAUAUUUGACGUGGUUGGUUGUACUGAAGUGCAAAAAGUCUCUUUUGCUUCAUUUAUGCUGAAAGGGGAAGCAGAGCAUUGGUGGAGAUCCACUAAAAAGACUUUGCCACUUGAGAAAGAUGAGAUAUUGACUUGGACUAUUUUCCUUGAUGCUUUUUAUGAGAAAUAUUUUCCAGAAAGUAUACGAGAUGAGAAAGAAGUGGAGUCUAUGGAGCUCAUUCAAGGGAAUAAAAUAGUGUUACAGUAUGAGGCUAAAUUUACUAAGUUAGCUCGAUUUGCUCCACAUAUUGUGUCUGAUGAUGUUAGGAAGGCUAAGAAAUUUCAAAGGGGUCUACGACCAAGUAUAAGAACCAGGAUGGCAGCCUUACGAUUGAAGGCUUAUUUUGAGGUAGUAGAAACUGCAAAAGUUGUUGAAAAGGAAUGUGAAGACUAUUAG
Quercus lobata is the source of this 684-nucleotide messenger RNA. RefSeq lists its product as uncharacterized. Bases 1 to 684 code for a protein of 227 amino acids. The record is from RefSeq and is a predicted model, not a curated record. NCBI's taxonomy places the organism in Eukaryota, Viridiplantae, Streptophyta, Magnoliopsida, Fagales, Fagaceae. The transcript has a single exon.